AUGACCACUAUAAAGCGCGCACGUCUAACCCGUGAUAGGCCUACUAUCCACCCUCCCCUCCCCUUCACAACAACAAUCCAUAAAACCCACUACCAAAAAAGCCCCAAAGAAUCCAAAGCCCCAGAAGCUCGGACAGCCCUCGGAAAGUCCUUCCCAACCUCUACCUCCAUCUUCCCAAUACAACUAACUCCCUCCAACAAAGCCGAACACGUCCUCACAACCUUAGACCAACUAGUAAGCUGGGCCCGCCAAUCCUCCUUCUGGCCCCUAAGCUUCGGCCUCGCCUGCUGCGCCGUCGAAAUGAUGCAAGUCUCCAUGCCCCACUACGACCAAGACCGGCUAGGAAUCAUCUUCCAGGCUUCCCCCCGCCAAUCCGACGUAAUGGUCGUCGCCGGCACGGUCACCAAUAAAAUGGGGCCCGCGCUGCUCCAAUGUUACGAUCAGAUGCCGGACCCAAGGUGGGCGAUUAGUAUGGGGAGCUGUGCGAAUGGGGGCGGGUAUUAUCAUUAUAGUUAG
Messenger RNA from Aspergillus alliaceus, 516 nucleotides. RefSeq lists its product as uncharacterized. Bases 1 to 516 code for a protein of 171 amino acids. The transcript is spliced from 3 exons. The record is from RefSeq and is a predicted model, not a curated record. NCBI's taxonomy places the organism in Eukaryota, Fungi, Ascomycota, Eurotiomycetes, Eurotiales, Aspergillaceae. Gene Ontology annotation, biological process: electron transport coupled proton transport; mitochondrial respiratory chain complex I assembly; aerobic respiration. Gene Ontology annotation, molecular function: quinone binding; 4 iron, 4 sulfur cluster binding; NADH dehydrogenase (ubiquinone) activity.